AACAAAACAUAAAGGGCUUCAAGCAAAACUUCACCAUUUCCCCCAAUCUAAACAUUUGAAACCCUAACACUCUCAUUCCAUCCACACAUCUGUCCAAUGGGAUACCCUGCUUCCACCGUUAACCACCCCGACCGACGGCGUCGCAACCGUAACGACUCACCGGAACCUUCUCCUCCACCCGACCGUCGCAACCGCAGCUCCCGUCGCUCUCCAGAACAUUCCAGGUACGAUCACGAUCUCAAUCGUUCACGUAACCGUCGUUCACCUGAUUAUCCUAAAUCAACUCAUCAAACUCGUAGUAUUAGCCGUAGUCGUAGUCCGGAUUAUAGCCGUUACGAUAAUCAAACUAGCUAUCGCCGUAAUCACCGUUCGCCUGAAAACUCUAGGUUUAGAACAAGCCCUAACCCUAGGGUUCAUGUAGAUCCGAAUAGGAAGGUGAACUAUGGAGAACGGAAUAAACAGUAUCUGGAUCGUGACCGUGGUGGUUAUCGUAACGGUAACGGUGAUGGACCGGAGUCUGAGUCGGAUGAGGAGUUGAAAGGAUUGAGUUAUGAAGAGUAUAGGAGGUUGAAAAGGCAGAAAAUUAGGAAGAUGUUGAGGAAUUGUAUAUGGAAUGUUACACCGAGUCCUCCGAGGGGGGAUAAUGAGUUUGAUGAGGAUGAACCGGAGGAGGUUGUGGAAGAAAAGGAUGAGUUGGAUUUGAAGGCGAAGGGCGGUGGUUCGUCGGAGUCUGAUUCGGAGUCGGAGUCAGGAUCGGAUGACUCGGUUUCUGAUUCGGAUGAUUCUAGGUCGAGGAGGAGGAGGAAGAAGAAGAGUUCUAGGUCUAGGCGUAGGAGAAAGAGAUCUGUUUCUGUGAGCGACAGUGAGUCGGAUGAUUCUGAAGAAGAAGACAGACGGAAGAAGAAGAAUUCGAGGUCUAGGGCUAGAAGAAAGAAAUCGGUAUCCGUGAGUGAGAGUGAGUCGGACUAUUCGACUGAUGAUUCUGAAGAAGAAAGGAGGAAGAAGAAGAAGUCGAAGAGAUCUACCAAACGAAAGAGUAGCAGUAGGAAAACUAGUAAGAGAAAGAGAAGAAGUAGUUCAAGAAAAGGUACAGAUAGCGAUUCUGAAGAAAGUAGCGAGAGUGAUAGAAGCAAGUCCAAAAGAAGCCACCGAUCUUCCUCAAAAUCAAGCAAGAAAAGGAGUGAAAAAGGUAGUGAGAGUUCAGCAUCAGACGAUAAUUCAGAUUCUGCAAAUGAAAACAAAAGUAAACCAAAGGCGGAUGAUUUGGAGAAAACAGAAAACGAUAGUGAGAUGCUCAUGUUUAAAGAAAUGAUGGAGUCAAAAAAGAAGCUUGCAUUGGAUGAUGAACCAGAGGUGGGACCGAUGCCGUUACCAAGAGCUGAAGGGCAUAUUAGCUAUGGUGGUGCAUUGAGGCCCGGUGAAGGUGAUGCUAUUGCACAGUACGUGCAGCAAGGGAAACGUAUUCCUCGUAGAGGAGAAGUUGGUCUUUCGGCUGAUGAGAUUAGCAAGUUUGAAGAUCUUGGUUAUGUUAUGAGUGGUAGUAGGCAUCAAAGAAUGAACGCAAUUCGUAUUAGGAAAGAAAAUCAAGUCUAUAGUGCUGAGGAUAAGCGGGCUUUAGCCAUGUUUAACUAUGAAGAAAAAGCAAAGCGUGAACAGAAAGUCAUGGCUGACUUGCAGCGGUUGGUACAACGUCACAUUGGAGAAGAGACAGGCCCUUCUCAUGAUCCGUUUGGUGGAAAAGCAACGGAGGACCCUGAUGCUUGAUUGCAAGAUAUAGCUGUUGAUCUGGUGUACUACAUGGCUUUCUCUGCUGUUGCUAUCAUGGUUUUGAAUGGACGUUGCUGAUCGAAGGUUAACUGUUAUAUAACUUAAAGUGUCCGUAUUCUGUAUUUUGCAUCUUUAAACUGAUCAAAUCAGUCUCUCCGCUUUUCUAAUGGUUUCAGUGCGACAUUAUCAUGUUAGAACCUAAUUUGUGUGUAGAAUGAUUGUUCUUGUAUUUUCGACAUAUUAAACGAAAUAAGGCACACAAGUUCGGUCGGGGCAACAUAUUCAAAGA
Molecule: messenger RNA, 2056 nt
Organism: Helianthus annuus (common sunflower)
Lineage: Eukaryota; Viridiplantae; Streptophyta; Magnoliopsida; Asterales; Asteraceae
Product: NF-kappa-B-activating protein
Exons: 2
Coding region: 97-1764 (555 amino acids)
Biological process (GO): regulation of gene expression
Cellular component (GO): nucleus
Molecular function (GO): chromatin binding
Source: RefSeq, a predicted model, not a curated record